Messenger RNA from Bursaphelenchus xylophilus (pine wood nematode), 3410 nucleotides. NCBI's taxonomy places the organism in Eukaryota, Metazoa, Nematoda, Chromadorea, Rhabditida, Aphelenchoididae. The record is from the annotation of a GenBank genome assembly.
AUGAUUCGCAAGCUCUUCGAUUGUGACGACCGGCCGGAGGUUUUGUGUUAGUUUUGUGUGAGUUUUUGCUCCCGUCCGUCUUGUGUCGGGCCUUUCCCACUUGUCCCACAAACUUCCCGGUCGUUUCCCGGCUUUUCGAUCAGGCCGUGAUAAGUUCGAGGCGCUCCAUUUCCAAAAGGUUAUCAUUUCCCCCCUCCUCUCGAGGUGGGGUACUUUGAUGUUUGAUUUUAUUUUUAGGUAAACCCCAUAAGCGGAGUUUGUUUUGAUUGGGGAGAGGCAUUAUCAAUUACUCUCUCGCCGCCGCUGAAACGGACGUCUGUUUGUUUGUAACAGUCUUAUUAGUUGAAUCGGGACUCGUGUGUGCCUGUUUGGACGGUCAGUUGACAUUCCUUUGCAAAAGAACGUUUAGGUUAUAUUAAACUACCAAAAAUUUAUGUAAUUUCGCUGCUAAAUGUUUGAAUUUCUUAUCUCCAUGUGAUGUUUACGAUUUUCUGCUGGGAAUCCAGCAAUAACUUGAGUAUAUUUGUGAUAAGUUUGCAAAAAAUUUUUGGUAUGUUAUCCUUGAUGUCUAAAUUAAUAUAAAAACGUAGUUCAUGUUUCUCCUCUUGUCUUUGCUGGUCCUUGUUUACUCUCGUGGUCUGCUUGACGGGUUUAAUUGUUAUUUUCUCCCAUUUUUUUAUUUCCCCGGUGUUUUACUUAUAUUCUCCUUGCAGAAGAUGCUGUUCAAAGUGAAUCCCGUCAAUCUCGGCGGUGGGAUGCGCCUUUUCCACAGCAGUGUCGUCGUCAGAUCGAGUGUGCCGAUCAGCAAAUUCGAGCCCGAGAAAACGCUUCCGUACGAGAAAAUCCAGGCCAAUGUGGAGAUUGUUCGCAAACGCCUGAACCGACCUCUGACCCUCUCCGAGAAGAUCGUCUACGGUCAUUUGGACGAUCCCAAGAACCAGGAGAUUGAGCGUGGAGUCAGCUACUUGCGCCUGCGACCCGACCGAGUCGCCAUGCAAGAUGCCACCGCUCAAAUGGCCAUGCUUCAGUUCAUUUCCUCGGGUCUUCCUCAGGUCGCGGUCCCAUCCACAAUUCAUUGCGAUCACUUGAUCGAGGCCCAAGUUGGCAGCAAAAAGGACACGGACAGAGCCAAGGACUUGAACAAGGAAGUCUACGACUUCUUGAGCUCGGCCGGAAACAAAUAUGGCGUCGGAUUCUGGAAGCCGGGAUCGGGUAUUAUCCAUCAGAUCAUCCUCGAGAACUACGCUUUCCCCGGCCUUCUCCUCAUCGGAACCGACUCCCACACCCCCAACGGAGGAGGUCUGGGUGGAGUCUGUAUUGGUGUUGGUGGAGCCGAUGCCGUCGAUGUGAUGGCUGACAUCCCAUGGGAACUCAAAUGCCCCAAGGUGAUUGGAGUCAAACUUACCGGAAAAUUGUCGGGAUGGACUGCGUCCAAGGAUGUCAUCCUCAAGGUCGCUGAUAUCUUGACUGUCAAGGGAGGAACUGGCGCGAUUGUUGAGUACUUUGGCCCUGGAGUCCAGUCCUUGUCUUGCACUGGAAUGGGAACCAUCUGCAACAUGGGAGCUGAAAUUGGUGCCACAACUUCGAUCUUCCCCUACACUGCCUCGAUGGGAGAGUAUCUGAAGGCCACUGGCAGAGAAGGAAUCGCGAAAGAAGCGGACAAGUACAAGAGCUUGUUGACCCCCGAUGAGGGCGCUCAAUAUGAUAAGGUAGGCAAGGAUAAUAUGCAUUUUUUUGUUUUUAGUGCAAAAUCAAUCAAAUUAUGGUUAUUGUAGGUGAUUGAGAUCGACUUGGACACCCUUAUUCCUCAUGUAAACGGUCCAUUCACCCCGGAUCUUGCUCAUCCCAUUGACAAACUCGGAGCUCACGCGGAACAACAUAAUUGGCCCAAGGAGAUCAAGGUCGGUCUCAUUGGAUCCUGCACCAACUCCUCGUACGAAGAUAUGGCUCGCUCCGCUUCCAUUGCUCAACAGGUAGGAUAAAUUCAGUUUUUUCGGAGUUGGAUUGUUGGAUCAAGUAUAAGUUUUUUGUGUUUUGAUGUUAAUAUUUUCUGUGUUUAGGCCAUUGACAAGGGAAUCAAGGCCAAAUCUCUCUUCACCAUCACUCCCGGAUCCGAACAAGUCCGUGCCACCAUCACUCGUGAUGGAUUCACCGAGACCUUCGAGAAGAUCGGCGGAGUUGUCUUGGCCAACGCCUGCGGCCCAUGCAUCGGCCAAUGGGACCGUAAGGAUGUGAAGAAGGGAGAAAAGAACACGAUUGUCACCUCAUACAACCGUAACUUCACCGGUCGUAACGACGCCAACCCCGCCACCCAUGGUUUCGUCACUUCGCCGGAACUCGUGACCGCCCUCGUCCUGGCUGGACGUCUGGACUUUGACCCCAGAAACGACGAACUCACCGCCGCCGAUGGCUCCAAAUUCAAGCUUCAGCCCCCAACCGGUGAAUGCCUCCCGGCCAAGGGAUACGACCCAGGAGAGGACACCUACCAACCACCAAGCAAGUCGGGCCAAGUCAUCGUGGACCCCCAAAGUCAACGUCUCCAACUCCUCGAACCCUUCAAGGCUUGGGAUGGAAAGGAUCUGGAAGACUUGACCAUCCUCAUCAAGGUCAAAGGAAAGUGCACCACCGACCAUAUCUCCGCCGCCGGCCCAUGGCUCAAAUACAGAGGGCAUUUGGAUAACAUCUCGAACAAUUUGUUCUUGACCGCCGUCAAUGCAGAGAAUGGAGAAAUGAACAAGGUGAGAUUUUUAGUUUUUUUGAGCUUUGAAUUUAGGUUUGAGUGAAGAGGAAGUUAAUUGAAGGGGAAAUUAUGUUAUAUGUGAUGUGAAAAAUAUUGUACGUGAGAUUUUAGGUGAAAAACGUGACCACUGGUGAAUAUGGAGCUGUCCCAGACACUGCUAGAGACUACAAGGCCAAGGGAAUUCAAUGGGUUACCAUCGGAGACGAGAACUACGGUGAGGGAUCGUCUCGCGAACAUGCCGCCUUGGAACCCCGUCAUCUUGGAGGAAGAGCGAUUAUUGUCAAGAGUUUCGCCCGUAUUCAUGGUAAGUAAUACUGUUUGUAGAUGGGAAUAAGAAUUAGCAAUGUGAUGAAAACAGUUUAGCCCUUUUAUUUUGGGGAUAAAAUUAAAUUUUGACCUUGUUUUAGAGACCAACUUGAAGAAACAGGGUAUGCUCCCUCUCACCUUUGCCAACCCCGCUGACUACGACAAGGUCAGACCCGAUGACAAGGUCUCCAUCCACGGAUUGACCAGCUUCGCCCCCGGCAAACCCCUGACUUUGGUGCUGAAACAUUCGGAUGGAAAGAAGGAGGAAGUAAAAUUAAAUCACACCUUCAACGAACAACAGAUUGAAUGGUUCAAGGCCGGCUCAGCCCUCAACCGCAUGAAACAAUUGUUGGCCAACAAGUAG